Molecule: messenger RNA, 528 nt
Organism: Menidia menidia (Atlantic silverside)
Lineage: Eukaryota; Metazoa; Chordata; Actinopteri; Atheriniformes; Atherinopsidae
Source: the annotation of a GenBank genome assembly
CUGGGGAGUGGCAGGGCGUUUAAAGUUCGGACCUCAAAUAACAGCGUGCGUCGGGGUUUCUACGCCGUAAAAGCCAGCCUGUGGGAGAGACGACAAAAAAAAAAAAGACAAAACGGUUGGUCAACUUUUGUGACGCGCUCGUGCCCCUCUGCGCCCUCAGGUAGCCGGACAAAAGCAGAACUAACGAUGAAUUAUACAACAGCCGAGGCCCUCACGAAGGAGCUGCUCACGGACCUCACUGCGAUGGCGACGUCAGCUGCGGGGUCUUCACCACUUCCCACACACACAGACAGCCCCAUUAUUCAGGUGGUAACGACGGCAGCUCCCUCCACUCCCGACUCCGCAGUAAUCGCAGUUGUGAUUGCUCUCAUCCUGCUGACCGUAGCUGCUCUGGCAUUCCUCCUCUACCGGUAUCUCUGCCACAACAAAGGAGACUACCGGACGACGGGGGAGCUGGCCCCAGGAGAAGACCCCGACGAGGAGUACAGCAACCAGGCUGCCAGCGAAAAGAAGGAGUACUUCAUUUAA